UCUCCGUCCCUGACCUUCAUCAUCAUCUUUCUCUCCCUCCAGAACCUCAAGAAGAACGUGGACGAGCGGCAGGCCAAGCUGUCGCAGGCCAAAGGCGAGUACAAGACGGCCCUCAGGAACCUGGAGAUGAUCUCCGACGAGAUCCACGAGCGGCGGCGGAGCUCUGCCAUGGGCCCCCGGGGGCGGGGCGUAGGCGCUGAGGGCGACAGUGUCUCCGGGGACGACAUCUCCAACUUUAAGAUGGAGUCAGACGGAAUAUCCAUGGCGUCGGUGUGUUUCGAUGACGAGGCGUGCGGCGGCAGCAGCAUCAUGUCGGAGGAGGACUCUGAGACUCGCUCCACCUGCAGCCUGGGUUCGUCUCCCAGCAGCCCUCAGGAGCUCCUGUCACCCUGCCCCUUUGCCAGCUCCUCCUCCUCCUCCUCCUCCUCCUGCGGGUCCUCUUCUGCCUCUUCGUCACCCACUCCAUCCUCCUCUUCCUCCUCCCCGGCUCCUCUGUCCCGGCCCUGCAGUCUGGACCUCCCCAGCACCGUGUCGCUGUCCGACUUCGGCCUCAUCUCGCCGGUGCUCGGGCCUCGCAGCGAGUGCAGCGGAGCGUCAUCCCCAGAGUGCGACCUAGAAAGAG
Plectropomus leopardus (leopard coralgrouper) is the source of this 622-nucleotide messenger RNA. Lineage: Eukaryota; Metazoa; Chordata; Actinopteri; Perciformes; Serranidae. The record is from RefSeq and is a predicted model, not a curated record.